AUGUGCAAAUACACACUUUACAGCUACGAGUGCGGCCAUCCAGCUGAGGACCACGUCGAUUCCGGAACCUGCUCAGAGUUCCAACGGACCGGUGUUCACUGUGACCGAGACAAUCCAGCGAAUAAAGAGCGAGUCAAAGUAAAGAACAAGGAUCGCAACGGUAUCUGCGAAAAGUGUAUGCGCAAUGGGCCAGACUACGAUGAGAUAGUGACAAUGGAGCGCGAGAUGGAGCAGGCUAGUGAACUGAGCCUAAUGGAAGCCAGGGCCCGAGAGGAGGAUAUGCGGCGUGUAGAGCAAAGAGUUCUAGAAGAGUCUCUAGCUGAGGCAGAAAGGAUGACGGUAGCCCAUGAAGCGCGCAUAAAGGAGCUUGAAAGGGAGUCUGCGGAGGAAUACGCCCGGAAAGUGCGUCAACAGGAGGAGGAGGACUUCGAAUUUAUAAUGAGGAAGUCUAGGGCAGAUGCAGAACGCGCAGCGCACGAGCAGGAAAUGGAGAUGAUACAGCGAGCCUUCUUGGAAUCACUAAAGACGGAUCCUUCUCUUCGAAACUACAAAGACGAAGUGAUUACUAGUGGAUCAAUUGAUCUCGGCGGAGGACUUACAGAAAAGUGGAUUGAGGUCAAAACAACCUCACGAGAGACACUUCUGAAACAAUCGACUGCCCCAAUAGCGCCUCCGCCUCCGCCCCCGCCGCUUCCACCGCCACCAGUUCUGGUUCCUAUUGCUCCAAAUUUUGUCAAGAAAGCCCCGCGGUCCCUUCCUGUCAAGAAGCCAGCGCCAAAAACGGUAGACUACACCCUACCUGCUAUAAGAGAUCAGAACAUUGGACGCUUCACAGUGGGCACUCGGCACCAGCCCACCCACCCAUCACAAGAGAUCAAAGACAAGCCUACUUCAAAGGUCCCUAUAACGCCAAGCUCUCCUGCGCCUUUCGCUCGUCUUGGUGGCACGAUCGCACCUAAUAUCCCAGCCAUUCGUGAGGUUCGAGGUCCGAAUAUCCGAGUGCUAUCUGCUCAGGAUGCGAAAGCAGGACUUCGCCGCACUUUGGGACCCAGGAAACAACUUCCGCCCCCGGACGAGCCGUACGUUGACCCAAAGCUGAAAGCGGCAAUGGCGAAACGACGGCAGUGGGAGGAUGAGGCGGAGGACACCACUUCGAAUGUUUCCAGUACCUCAAUCACACCCUCGCAGUCCGCUUCAAACGUUCCAGCGCGAGCCAGUACAACAUCAUCUACACUUAGCAGCUUGAGCACUGCUCGCAGACCACUACCGGCAUCCGCGGAGUCAGUAGCUUCCCCCAUCACGGGUGCUACAGAGGAAGCAUGGGGUGAAGACGAUGCCAAAACGAUGAGGGCGAAAAGGAUAUCAAAAUUGGAUUUCGAUAGGAACAGGAAGACUGGUUGGGGAGGAGAGUGA
Molecule: messenger RNA, 1413 nt
Organism: Cucurbitaria berberidis CBS 394.84
Lineage: Eukaryota; Fungi; Ascomycota; Dothideomycetes; Pleosporales; Cucurbitariaceae
Exons: 2
Coding region: 1-1413 (470 amino acids)
Source: RefSeq, a predicted model, not a curated record